Molecule: messenger RNA, 1500 nt
Organism: Punica granatum (pomegranate)
Lineage: Eukaryota; Viridiplantae; Streptophyta; Magnoliopsida; Myrtales; Lythraceae
Source: RefSeq, a predicted model, not a curated record
UCUUGUCCAGGGCGACUGAUAAUAAGAAGCCGAAAACCCUACCCCAAGCUCGCGUGAGCUCUCUCCAAUGGCGACAACUUGCUGCCACUCUCCCUUCAAGCCAACCACCUCCAUCCCUCGCUCCGCCUCCUCCUCCUCCUCCCCUAAGUUACUCCGACGCCCCUUCCUUGUCAAAUGCUCCGUUAAGCCAUCCGAGCCCGAUCCCGUCUUCGCCUCUGUCCGCUCCUUUGCCCCCGCCACCGUCGCCAACCUCGGCCCUGGUUUUGACUUCCUUGGCUGCGCCGUUGACGGCAUCGGAGACCACGUCACCGUCCGCGUCGACCCCCAGGUCCACCCCGGGGAGAUUUCCAUUGCAGACAUCACCGGCCCCAACCCCACCAAGCUCAGCCGGAACCCCCUCUGGAACUGCGCCGGAAUCGCCGCGAUCGAGGUCAUGAAGAUGCUCGGGAUCCGCAAGGUCGGCCUGUCGCUGACCCUGGAGAAGGGGCUGCCCCUCGGCAGCGGUCUCGGGUCAAGCGCCGCCAGCGCGGCCGCCGCUGCGGUGGCGAUCAACGAGAUCUUUGGCGGGAGAUUGACCGAGGAGGAGCUGGUCCUCGCGGGGCUCAAGUCGGAGGAGAAGGUCUCAGGGUACCACGCGGACAAUGUGGCCCCCGCGAUCAUGGGAGGCUUCAUUCUCAUCCGGAGCUACGAGCCGCUGGAGCUCCUCAGGCUCAAAUUCCCGGCGGAGACGGAGCUGUUCUUCGUGCUCGUCAGCCCCGAGUUCGAGGCCCCGACCAAGAAGAUGCGGGAGGCGCUGCCUGGUGAGAUCGGGAUGCCCCACCACAUCUGGAACUGCAGCCAAGCCGGUGCUCUUGUGGCCGCUGUCCUAAGCGGGGACCUAGCAGGGCUUGGGAAGGCUCUGUCCUCCGAUAAGAUCGUGGAGCCGAGGCGUGCCCCGCUGAUCCCUGGCAUGGAGGCAGUAAAGAGGGCGGCCAUUGAGGCUGGUGCCUUCGGCUGCACCAUCAGCGGGGCAGGCCCCACCGCAGUGGCAGUGACCGACAGCGAGUCACACGGUGAGGCCAUUGGGAAGAGGAUGGUGGAAGCCUUCAGGGAAGAAGGAAAGUUGGCGGCGAGUGCCGUAGUGAGGCAGCUCGACCGGGUUGGGGCUAGGCUUGUGAGCAGCAUUGCUCGGUGAAAAUCGAUUCUUUUCAGUAGGAGUGUUUCAGAUUAUCGAUUGCUCAUAAAGAUCGAAAGGUCGGAUUUAUUCUGCAAGAGUUGUCGAUUGAGCUAAUUGCAGUGGGGAUGUUGGGAAAUUCUAUCAACUUUUCAUGAAGAAAUCAGAAGAGUUGUAUGAUAAUAUUUUCCCUUGUAGAACGUUGAAGCCUCGACUCAAUUUUGGAGUUUGCAGCCUUUCUGAUUGCAUCAGUUUCCAGUUGAUAUCAAUGAUGUGAACCGAUCAAAAUUGUAUUUAUAUCGAUUUUGAGAUAAUAGCAUUCAUAUCAACUAGUCUUUUACUCGUGC